Messenger RNA from Fonsecaea erecta, 966 nucleotides. RefSeq lists its product as hypothetical. The coding region runs from base 1 to 966 and encodes 321 amino acids. Gene Ontology annotation, biological process: ubiquitin-dependent protein catabolic process; protein polyubiquitination. The transcript has 2 exons. Gene Ontology annotation, molecular function: ubiquitin conjugating enzyme activity. Gene Ontology annotation, cellular component: nucleus. The record is from RefSeq and is a predicted model, not a curated record. NCBI's taxonomy places the organism in Eukaryota, Fungi, Ascomycota, Eurotiomycetes, Chaetothyriales, Herpotrichiellaceae.
AUGGCUUCUCUCCGCCGCCUUGCAAAGGAUCAUGCGGCGCUAAGGGCUGCGCUACCUCCAAAUUACCUGUUCCCAUACGCCGACGACAAUGGUUCAUCGCAUCAGGACGAUCUCACGCAACUUUUCGUCUAUAUCACCGGCGCCGAGGGCACACCCUACGCCGAAGGAUUGUGGCGUCUACAUCUGAAAAUACCCUAUGACUACCCCAAAAGCGCUCCAAGAGCGACCUUUCAGACCCGAAUAUACCACCCCAAUGUUGAUCCCACCACAGGAGCGGUGUGCCUAGAGACGUUAAAAAGAGACUGGGAUCCAAAGUUGACGCUGAAGGACAUCCUCAUCACCAUAUCAUGCUUGUUGAUUCAACCCAAUCCUGACUCUGCAUUAAAUGCAUCUGCAGGCACUGACAUCCAAGAUGACUACGACUCUUUUGUCACCAAGGCGCAGAUGAUGACAAGAAUCCAUGCACCCAUUCCGAAACAUUUGGAAGAUGCUGUUCAGGAAGCGAAGCGCCGAGGGGAGGAGCCUGCGCAUAGACCAACAGAGAAACAGUCGCCUUCUCGAGGAAAACCUGCAGAGGACGACACGAAGGAGAAUGAACCUGGCCAGUCGAACGCAGCAGCCAAAGGUCCAACGACAGGGAACAAAGAGAAACGGCCCCUCUCGGAAACAGCGUUGUUCGACGCAAAUGAUACGCAGGAACGGUCUGAUGGAGUUGAAGAACCGAAACGAAAGUCGCCCCGAACAACGCGGACGUCUGCGCCUGACCAGACAGAGGCCAUUCCUUCAAAUGUGGCUGAUGGCCUAACCGCACAAAAAAUCAAAGGUGAAGAGCAAGGUGACAUGACACAUAACAAGCUAAAUCUUCACUGGGACUUGCUGGCGUCGAAGUCGACCGCAACACGAAAAGUUUCCAACACGAGCGCAGCAAAGAAGAAGCUGCCGCGAAUAGGCCUUCGCAGACUUUGA